AUGGCGACUGUAUACAUAAGUCGGCCCUCGAGCGGCGACUGGGAAAGGGAUCUCAAUAUCACCCUCCAAAGCCAAGAAAACCUGGAACGCUUAUGGCAAACAAUCCAGUCCGUCAGGUUGGGAACCAUUACACCCUCCUCUGCAGCCAUGACCUGCUUCACCUGGCUCACUGACAUAAUCAACGGCCGCUGUCCGCCAUUCUAUCCCGAGGCCGAGGCUGAAGCUGCAGCCUGGCGGCCCCAGCCCGGUGACACUCCUGGCAUGCGAGUAUUCCACGAGCACCUCUGCGGGUUCUUGUGGACGAACUCAGGUCUUUCUGAUGACGAGCGGCAGGACCUUUUGCUAGAGUUUAUGGUGGAAUAUUGGAGGCUACUGCGGACAAAGAAGUGGAUCUAUAGGGGGGAAACAAUGGAGCUUCUGUCGCUGGGGAGGGAGGAACACUCUCAUGGCCCUCAUCAUUGGCCGCAUACAGACGGGCGGUUGAACGCCCCAAGACCUGAAGGGAUUCCAUGUCGCCUAUAUCGGGAUCGCCAAAAAGACCGCUUUCAAGCGUUGAUCGGGAAGCACAUGGGCUUCAGUUGGGUGAAACAGAGUAUGAGUAUGUAUAACGGCAUAUUUGAGCCAUUUAACGCAUCCGGCCCUCGUUUCAAAGAGCAGUUUAAAACUAUGGUCAUCACUUUCGAGAUCUUUGGGAGAGAGUUGUAUACCUCACCGUGCGUCCUUCCGAGGACGCGGGGGAACUAUGAAGAUCGGGAUACUGGAAUUUUUAUUACGGAAUUUGAGUAUAUUGGGAGUGGUGUGGGGGAGUAUAGGAAGAGGUGGCCAGAGUGGAUAGCGAGGGGGCAGGUUUUGAUGGCGGAUGAGAGUUACAGUAAAGAGUUCAAGGAGGUGGUGAGAAGGGUGGUGGAGGUUAUGAAGAAUAUAGAGGAGACUGUAAAGAAGGAGGAGGAUAAGCAACGUGCUGUUGAGGUCGAGGCCAAGGCCGGUGCGAAUGCAGGUUGA
Messenger RNA from Morchella sextelata, 1002 nucleotides. RefSeq lists its product as uncharacterized. Bases 1 to 1002 code for a protein of 333 amino acids. The record is from RefSeq and is a predicted model, not a curated record. Lineage: Eukaryota; Fungi; Ascomycota; Pezizomycetes; Pezizales; Morchellaceae. The transcript is spliced from 2 exons.